ACCGAGAAGGUUCACGUUCGGUUAUCCCUCCUCCCUAAUAAGUCCUCACUCUCUCUCCUCUCAAAGACGAAAGUCAGGAAACGACUCUUUCUCUCAGUAGUCGAAAGAGUUUCCUCCUCCACUCCUGUUUUCGAAAGUUAGAAAAAAAAAAGAGGGAAAAAAGGAAGUGGAAAGCACAAACAACAGUACAUCUUGCAGUUGCACGGUCCAUAUCACUCUUCCUGUCUCUUUAUUUCUCUACUCUCUUCCAGAUUUUCCUUCUCAGAUUUCCAUUCCUUUCUCAGCUCUGUUUCCAUCUUACCAUUCCCGCAAAAUCAGUGUCCAAGCAUCAAAAUCUCUUCAGAUUCUCUUCUCUUUUCUUCGUAAUCUCUUGCUUUUUCUCGUCUUCCCUAGACAAACUGACAAAGCCUUCUGGCUGCUUUCUGCUUUUAUAUAACAGCUCAUAACCCGGCAUCAUUCCAGUGUAAUCCAUUUUGUCACUUCAUCGUCGGCGUUGAAGCUUUGAUCGGCAAACCUGAGUUCCAACACAGUUCCAGAAAGCGCUUUCCAGGUGUAAAUUUUCAUAAAUCUGUCAAAAACUAUGUCUUGACGUUUGUUGGGUUCCGUUUCUCUGCACUCGGUUCGGCUUCCGACACUUGUUCUCUUACAUUCAGUCUCCAACAAAUAAAAACCGUCUAUCCAUCUUUGUUGUCUCCCGAUAAUGGAUUCUUUCGAUUUCGACAACAUUAAAGCAGAGAAGGCGAACGCUAUGCUCAGGUACCAUCGCCUUCGCAAGAUUGCCAACCUCUUCCGCUGCGUUGAGUUAUGUGUUGCUCUCAUCAUAUUCUCCUGGUUUUCCACUCGCCUUUCGAUUAUCGUCAGGAUCUCCGGCGAGUAUUUCCGGGAGCUAUGUGUGGUACUUGCUAGUCCUCGAUUUGUUUUCUUAGUCGGUAACGCUAUCAUCAUCAUUCUGUUCGCGAAAUCCGGCCAGUUCUCCGGCCAAAAUGCUUCCGCAAAUACCUCCAGCACUGAUCUCUACGACGAGUUCGUGAAGAGCAGCGAAAACCGUCGUAGGAUCCGACCGGAACGUCCCGAACCGGCGCCAGAGGUCAUCGUAUACGAAGACAAGGAAACUGUUAGCGAAGAAAGCACAGUUUCUCCGACAUAUCGAGACGUUGAAAUGGUUCCAGUUACCAAGACUUAUCAGAGGAGUCACUCGGAGAACUUCAAGCACGAGAGUCAAGAAAAAAUGCUUAAGGAGCUCCGGCGGUCGGAAACGGAGAAAUGCUGGAAACUUGAAGAGUCCGACGCAAAAGCGGAGGAGGCGUCAUAUUCCGAGUCUGAUUUGAGUAACGAGGAGUUCCGUCGCAAGAUUGAAGCCUUCAUAGCGAAGCAGCAGAAGUUUCAAAGGGAGGAAUCCAUGGCUAUCGUUCUUCAGACUCAAAGCUGAUUAGGCUAAUUCGCAAGAGAAGAAAAAGAAAAUAAAAAUCACUUGAAAUAUAAAACUCUGCGCUGUAGAAAAAUCAUCUCAUUUUUCUUUUCUCAUUUUUGGGUUUAAUUGUUAAUUUUCUUCUUUCUUUCCUUUUCUCUCAUAAUGCUGUUUGAGGCUGUACAGUGUAAUGAAGUAAGGAGUAAUUCUCUUUCUUCCCCUCCUAUGUUAUAUGAGAAUGGAGAGUGCUGGUUUCAAAAUCUGAACCAUUUGAUUAA
This is a messenger RNA of Nelumbo nucifera (sacred lotus), 1686 nucleotides long. RefSeq lists its product as uncharacterized. Lineage: Eukaryota; Viridiplantae; Streptophyta; Magnoliopsida; Proteales; Nelumbonaceae. The record is from RefSeq and is a predicted model, not a curated record.